AUGAUGGGAGAUCAGUUUCGAAAGGUUGAACAAUAUUCUCCGAAAUCGUCACCACGAGGGGCUCGGUCCCCUGUUGUAUCUCGACAAGAUUCUUCAGGAACGUUAAAAACAACGAUUUUGCUUGGAAAGAAUCCAUCCAUAGUCCCCAGUGGACCUUUCUAUUUAAUGAAAGAACCGCCUGGAGAAUCGGAUUUAACAGGAGCGACGAAUUUGAUGACAUAUUAUGGCCUAGAACAUUCCUAUAGUAAAUUCAGCGGAAAGAAAUUGAAAGAACAGUUAUCUUCCUUUUUGCCAACGUUACCCGGGGUUAUAGAUGCACCGGGACAACAAGACAAUAGCUCCCUAAGAUCAGUAAUCGAGAAACCCCCGGUCGGUGGAAAGGAACUACUACCACUGUCAAAUAUCCAAUUGGACGGUUUUCGUUUACACCCUGGCCCUCUACCCGAACAGUAUCGUUACGCGAACGCCACGCCGAUAAAGAAACACAAGAACAAACACAAAAAGCACAAGCACAAAGAGAGCGGCUUGCCCAGCCAGGAGACGGCCAUAUCGGAUACGAGCAGCGAAACGCACGAGAAGAAGCACAAGAAACAGAAGCGGCACGACGAGGAGAAGAGGAAAAGGAAGAAAGAGAAGAAGCGGAAGAAGCAGAAACACAGCCCGGAGCACAGCUCGGGCAUGACGCCCGGUCAGCAUUCUAUGUAA
Messenger RNA from Phyllotreta striolata, 705 nucleotides. The record is from the annotation of a GenBank genome assembly. NCBI's taxonomy places the organism in Eukaryota, Metazoa, Arthropoda, Insecta, Coleoptera, Chrysomelidae.